GGGGAGACUUUUUCGUUGUAAUCUGAGACAGAUUCACAAUUUGAUGCAUUUGUGGGGGUGUCGUCUAUGACGUCACUGGUUUCGCUGAAGGGCCCUAAAAAGGACAAGUUGGUAAAUUAAUGCUUAAAAUCAUAUUCUGACAUAAAUAUUCAUUAGUUCAGGGAGGAGGAAUGGCUAGGAGGAAUUUUGUUUAGGGGGAGAAAAAGGGAAGUUAGUAGCUGGUUUAAGUCUCCCAAAUACAGCCCUGAGAAAAUAUAUCGUGUUCUUCCCAACUCGCGAUAUUUCCACUUGUUGAGCUGAGACCGAGUUCAACCAAGUAGAUUCCGAGUCUCCCAUUCAGUUUGAUUCAGACAACUGAACAGAUUGGUGCGUUUUUCUGUUCAAUUUCUUAAUCACAUUUUUUUGUGUUGUAUUUUUUAUUAAUUUUACAAAUUAUAGACACCCAAGACGACAAAAAAUUACAGUUAUUUUGGUUUAUCGGCUUUGGUAGUUUUUUUUUUGUUAAUUUCUUUUGACCCGGGUUGAAAUUCUCAAGGGAUUUCCCCCACUGAAACAUUGAAGAAUUCACUGGUGAAGACAUAGUAGUAAACUCUUGGUCUGUGAAUGAAGAGCAAGAAGCUGCUUCUUCUCACUCAUACAACUGAAGGAGGAAAAAUCAGAGUGUCUUCAAUCCUUUUUGCUGAUUUUUCUUGCAUUAACAAUUUGGACCUAGAACCAUUCUAAGGUAGUGCAAUUUAAGUGAAAAGUGAAAUUUAUAUUUUGACAAUCAUAAAAAAAACACAUUUCGAGACAAAUUUCUGGAAAACCCCAAGAUAUAUCAUUUGGAUAUGAACAUGGAAACCUUCUACGACAUUGGCAGCACAGAUCUCCGGGAACUCUGGGAGUCUGAUUUGGAUCCGGCAAUACAAGAUGCAUUAAAAUUAUCUUCAGGAGAUCCUGAGCUAAGUGAUUGGUAUUUGGACAAAGACAUCAAAAUGCCCCAAGUAAUCCUUCACGACAAAUUAAUGACAGAUGCACUUGGAACAUUUCCCAUCAAGACUGAGCACUCCUACAGUCUGAAUUCCGAUGGGGAUUCCUUGCCAGACUCACCAGGAAGUCUACAAAAUAAAAUGGACGAUAUGGACGAUGAGUGUUAUCCUGCCAUAACUAUGAACACAGCAGCUUUAAGCACGCGGACGACACAAUAUCGUUCAGUAAAUUCACAGUUGAUCAGUUCCAUGCAAAAUACUUGCAGUAAUGAUUCAGAAUCCGGAGCCAGCUCCAUGUCAGACGACAUAGACAUAGAUGAUCACACGAUCAAAGAUGAACCCAUGUCACCAGCCAAUUCCAGCAACCCACCAAGCCCUGGGGAGUCCGUGACCACCACGAUAAAUGCCAAUCUAUCGAAUAUCGCUGCAAUCACAAACACAGAUCUUGUGUUUGAACACAAAAAUGGUUCCCUGCAGCUGUCGCAUGCAUCUCAGAGUCUCCUGAAGAGUCACCAACAUCAACUAACAGCCUCACAUCAAGCAGCCAAUCAGAGAUUAGUAAUGCCAAAAUUAAAUGUUAAAAUGGAGGCUCAAUCGCAGUUUGGUCUCCCUCCCACCCCGCCUUCAUCUCUCCCAAGUGACGAUUCGGAAGGAAAUCUCAGUCCGGAUCACCAUGGAGCCCCCAUGUCACCCCAAACCACCCCAGUGUCCCAGACGUCCACACGGAGAUCGGCUAUUGCCGCUGCUGCCACAACUGCUGCUGCCAAUUCGUCCAAAAUCUACUCGGGAGUCAGUACGCGUCAGCCCAUUCACACACCCCUCAUCAGCAAUCAACCGAAAGGGUCAACUGGUACUUUAAUCCUCACUGAAGAGGAGAAACGAACACUCCUGGCAGAAGGAUACCCCAUUCCCACUCGUCUUCCCCUCACAAAAGCCGAGGAGAAAUCCCUGAAGAAGAUCAGGAGGAAAAUCAAGAAUAAAAUUUCGGCUCAGGAGAGUCGACGAAAAAAGAAGGAAUACAUGGAUCAGUUGGAGAGGAGGGUAGAGAUUCUAGUCUCUGAGAAUUCUGACUACAGAAAACGCAUAGAGACACUUGAAGGCUCCAAUGCGAACCUCCUCAAUCAAUUGGCCAAACUCCAGGCUCAAAUCAAUCGACAGAACCAGAAGAAGUAAAAAAAAAAUUCAAAAGAAAAUAAACUGAAUUAUUUUUGCUCAAUUCGUGAGUAAAAACAGUUUUUUUGAAGAGCUUCAGCAUUUGUGCUAUAAAUGCAUGGAUUUUUAUAUUGUGUAAAUUUAAAUAUUUUGUGUGUAUAGCAAAGACUAAAAAAAAAUAAUGUACAAAGAAAAAGAAAUACGAGUAUGUUUGUGAAUAACAUUUUCUUAGAAUGGCUAAUUUUUAUUUAGAGAGACAAUGCCGGGAAAAAUUUUGCAGGCUUUUCUCACUCUCUUAUUUUUAAUUCUUUUUUAUUUUUUUUCCUGUUUUCAUUAGAGAGAAUACCAAUUUUUUCAGGAGUGUGCAAUACAAUGUAAAUAUUGUUCAAAGGAUCGCAAUGAAGGAUUUAUGAAUGAAGAUAUUAGAAGUAUCUUGAAGAUCCUUGUCUUCAAGUUAAAAAAAAAUAAACAAAAUGACAGAAAAUUAAACAUUCCAAUGAUUUUGCAACGAUAUCACAAGUUUGCAACAUAUUUUUUUUUUAAAUAAAAUAGUAAGAAAUACGUAUAACGAAAACAUGAAAAACUGUGCCUUUUUCAAAACACAGGCGAGGGGGAGGAUUCUCUAACUCUGUGAGCGAUUACCUAGUAAAAAGCUGAUGUCGUAAUAGCCUUUGAGUAAAUUUUCGAAAAGACAAAGCUAUUCGAAGUUCGAAACUGGAAAUCCGAAAAAAGUUCAGGUAUUCGACACUUGAGCGCUGGUAAUACUUUCUAUUUGGACUUUCUAAGUUUUUUUUGACAAAUUUUAAACUACUAACGAUAUUUUCUUAGUUCCUUUUUUAAGUUUUUAUUAGUUGCGUAAUAUGCAUUAAAAAGUAAAUAAUCAAUUUUUUGGAUUGAUUUAAGUUUUCGAACAUAAAACGGUUUUUUAAGUAAGGGAAAACUUUCGAACACUUCAAAUUUUUCUCAUAUUCCUUUAAUGAAUCUGACUUAAUUUUUGUUCAGAAAAUGCGUGAUUUACUACGAGUUAUUAAAAUAUUAUUGCCAUAGGUCGCAUUAAAGGAAUAUGGGAAAAAUAUGAAGUGAUCGAAGCCAGAGUGUGUGCGAAGCAUGAAAAUCUUCCCAUAGUCCUCUCUGAUAUGCCUUCGAAUUGGCUUAGGCUUAAACCAGAGAGACCUCCCAAAUCGAAAAGGUUACUCAAGGGAUAUUACUAACCACAGAAAUCAGUACAUGACUGCUACAAAAGUUCUUCUGUAACUAUGUAUGAAGCAAGAGUCGAAAUUCAUUUAGAUUUUCCAUUAAAUUUGAGAAAUUUACAGAAAUUACAAGUCAAUUUUUUUCAGAAAAUCAUUAAAAUGUGGUCACGUUUUUCUAACUAAAUAUGGUACGCUUCCUUUUGAUUUCUUCGAAAAAUAAACAAGUGCAAUGCAUAACCUCAAAUUUAUCGCUUCGUGUAAAAUUAUCACAUGUUACAGAAAUACUUUCGUUAUCACUAUAAUAAAUUUUUGCAGGUGUUCGAUUGACAGAGUUAUUGAAUUUCUUCCCCCGGAAUAAACUACUAUAGAAAGGAAAACUAUACAGCUAGAUAAAUAUUUAUAUUAAAAUUGAGUAAAAUCCUUGUUUAGGUUACUAUGCAGUGAAUUUCAAUAUCAUUAGUGCAUAUUUUAGAAGCUGAGAUAUUUUAUUUCGGUUAGAAAGUGAGCGGUUUUUUUUGUGAACCGUGAACGAGAAAUGAUUUCAGUAACAAAAAUCAAAUUUACUGUUCGAUAUUAUCAAAAAAUAUACAUUCGAAAAUAUUUUCGAUGAUCUUCAAAUGUUUUUCGAAUAUAUUUUCGAAGUUAGAAAGUCGAGGUCAGAUGACAAAUGACCAUCAUUCAGCCAUUCAUCACCAUUUUUUCAAGGGGUAUUUUUUACCAAGAAACCCGUGACAAUUUCCUGAGACAUUUUUCGCAAGGUUUAAGAAACUUCGGUCAGACUUUCAUGAAACCCCUGAAACCCGAGAAACAUUAAAAAAAAAUACAGGAAAUAUAAGAAACAAUCAGAAUGUUCUGUAAAACCGAAGAAACUUUCAGGAAGAUUUCACGGAGUGUAAAAAUUUUUAGUAGUUUCGCAAAAUUUAAAAAGAUGUUUCAUAAUAUCAAGAAACUUUAAACAAGGGUUCACAAAAUUGAAAAAAACUUGAGAAACACAUAACGAAACUUCAGAAAGCUUCAGAAUGUUUCGCACCGCGAAACUUAAAACACCUUAAUCAAAAAUACGAAACCUGAGAAACCCUCAGAUUGGUUCGUAAAAACAGUGAAACCUUCAGAACGAUUUCGCAAAGUUCAUGAUUUUUUGACAAGGGUUUCGCGAAACCCAAAACCUCCACAAAAAUAUUCCAAAAGUCUGAGAAACUUAGGUGCAAAUGUUUCAUAACAUCAGUAGGGGAAUUUUGUAAUUUUCGUGGCAUUACCCCGCGUGAGUUCGAAACCUGACAAUGCCAUUCGAGCUUUUUUUGUCAUGUCCUAUAAGUUCUAAAAUGCAAAUUAAUGAAAUCCCUUGAUGAUUUUAUGAAAAUGCAGUACAUCUUGGUUUAUCUGUUCAACAAAAUUCAUUGUCUUUUGAAUUGCCAGAAAUCUCAAAUAUGCGACUUCUGACCUUUCCACAUGAGUUGAAAUAGCAAUGUCACAGGUACAGAAUCGCAUUUUCGAAAAAGCCCUUCUAAGAUUCGAACCUAAUAUAUCAUACGGCAUUGCCAGAGCGUUACAGAAUUCCCCUGCAGGAACCGUUUAACAAGGUUUUGCAUUUACAAAGUUCAAGUGAAAAACAUAUGACCUUGAAGAAAAACCAUAACGAAACCACGGAAACGUUCAAAUGUUAUGUCUUCUAAAAAUUGGUAUAGUUUAUAAUUCCCGUGCCAUUAAGUUUCAACGGUUCCAAUUACAAUGGAAUGUAUUCCUGAGUGAAUUAAAUAUUACGGGUCUUCUGGAUCUGGUUUCAACGGUGAAGUAUCAGGGCGUAAAUUCUGUAACUUUGUGAGAACGUGAGAAGUACUAAAAAUGAGAAAAUACCGAAACUUUUCACUGACUGAGAAAAAAAAGAGGGUGCGAUUAACUUUUUUUCCUCAUAACUUAAACACUUUUUACGUGUAAAAAUAUAUCAACAUUUUUUAAUGUUAAAUUUACACCUUUUUAAGGGUAAAUUUAACAUAAAAAAGGGUAACUUUAAUCCCUAAUACACAUAAAAAGGGUAAUAUUUACACCGAUUUCGGAUCAGUACUGCAGGGUAAAAUAAACAUUUCCGGAAUGUUACUUUAACUUUUUCGGAUUUCUCUCAGUGCUCAAGUGUGAUUCUCCAUGCCUAUUUUUGUGACAUUUCUCACGAUAUUUUCGUAACACUUCACACAUAAUGAUGGUCCAGAGGGCAUCAAGAGCUGACGAGUACGAGUGCGAUUUCAAUAAUUAGCCCCCUGAAUGCUCUGAAUAAACCUCGAAAAAAGGUUUACGAAACUCCACAAACCUAUUACGAAUAUAGCUCGAAACCUUGAAAUAUGUUUCAGAAUCUUUUGGAGGCUUCGCGUCGUUCAAGAAACCUUGAAGGAUUUUUUUGCGAAAUUAGAGUUAUAUUCGAAAAAUUUUCGGAAUUCGAGAAACAAGAAAUUGUUGCGUUGUGACUCAUAUUUCUAUAUGAAUCACCCCUUUUUUUUAAAUAAAUUAAAAUUUUUUUAAAGGUAAACUGAAAUAAGAAAAUUUUCUAUUUUUCACUGCAAAAAUACUGUUUAAAAAAUCUUUCCUGACUUUUUUCCGGUCAGUGAAGAAAUAGCAAAAUGUGUAGAAAUAAUGUUGGAAUUCACUGUAAAUAUAAUUUCAUGUUUUCAGGGAUAAACCUGCAUCGAAGAAAGGAUAGAAUGUGCAUUUAAUUAUUAAAGUAAUAUUCAUUUUCAUGAAUUAUUGACUUAAAAAUACAAAUAUUCAAUGCAAAUAUUGAAUAAUACAAUUAUUUACAUAACUAUAUUAUUAUUUGUUUUUUUUUUUUCUUUAAUAGAAAAUAAGCACCAUUCCAAGUAGUAGCACGAAGAAAUAUUUUAUUUUUUAUUUUAAUUAAAUUAAUUUAUAAUAGUUUUUUUUUGUUAUCUUUUGCCCAUAGUAGAAUGACCUAUAUUAUAUUUUAUUGUUUUAUUUUUUUUUUUAUUAAUUUCUCAAAUAAGAAUAUUUCGCCAAAAUUUGUGCAAUUCCUAUAAAGGAGUGAUGCUUAUAAGUGCCGAAAAAAUAUUUCCUGGUGGACCAAUUUAUACUAAAGUGUCUUCCUUCAAAUUUCCGUUACUUAUCUUCUGAAUAUUAUAACUAAUUUUUUUUUUAAUUUUAUUGAUAGAGAUAUAUUUUAUAGAGAGAUAUAGUUAAACGACUGAUAUUGUGGCACUUAACUUGAAAAAGAAAUGAAAUAAAAGACAAAAUAUUAACAGUAUAGGAUUAUAUAUUUAAAAUAAAAUAUUAGUGCAUAUUUAAGAUUAUUGAAUUGUAGAUAGAAAGAUUAUAAUGAAGGGUUGUCUAAGUAUAACUACUUACAUAUUCAAUUGAAAGUGAUAAUGAUUGAAUAAAAACUGCAACACACUUUUAUUUUUUUCUCUAAACACCAGAAAAAAUAUAAACAAUUGGCCAGAUUUUCUUAUUUGGCAGAUAGGUUAUUCUAGGAUUUGAGGUUAUGUAUAACCUAACCUCAAAUGAUAACGUAACAGAAAAAUCUGGAAAUAAAAUAAUGAUUUUUUCAAAUAUUUCCUUUUAUCAAUCUUUAAAGUUUUUAUUCAGAAUUAAAAAAAAAUAAUAAUAACAAUCCUGAAACGCAUUAAAACCUGAUAAUUUUUGAGGUUAGAACUUUAGUCAUUUAAAAAUUAAAGACUUUAUGUUUAUUUUAUAUUAUUUCGUGGUUCAAUUACUGUUCAAAAAAUUCAUAUAAAAGGCAGAUUGAGAAAUUAUAGUAAAAUUAUAAAUUUUUAAAGUUAGGUUUGACAUAACCUAAAAGUUUUCGCAUUAACCUAUUUAUUCAAAUAAGAAAAUGUGGCUUUAAAUUAUUGGUUAUAAUUAAAGAUAAUCAAAUAAGAUUGCUUUGAAAAGAGAGGUUUGCAAAGUUGUUUGUUAAAAAUUUGUAAAAUCGAUGUGCUUUUGCACAUUUUACAAAAUUUCUCAUAUUUCGUAAGAAAUAACAUACUUUUGAGAAACUCUUACCAAACAGCCUUACAAACCUUUUCUUUCCAGAGUAGGAAAAAUAUUAAAAUUGAAAAAGAUAAGAGAUGUGUUUAUGUAACGUUUUGGUUACAGCAAUUUUAAAGAAAAUUAUAAUUACAAUGUAUUUUAUUGGGCUUAAAAUGCAAAAGAUAAAAUUAUAUUUUUGUACACAAGACCAAUUGUACACAAUUUCUUUUUGUUUUUAAUUUGGUAUUUUUAUCUAGCAAUGUUUUACACAAUUUUAUGUUACCUCUUGUUUAGAACUUACUCUUAAUUAUUGUAAAACUUCCAUAGAGAGAGAUAUUACACUGAAAGUAUAAUUUUUCAAUUGUGUAAUUAUUUUUUUCUUAAUGAGAAAAUUUUUUAAAAAAAAUAUAUUAUAAUUGAUAUUCUUUUCUCUUGAAGUGGAAAGAUAAGAAAAAAGAUGAUAUGACAUGUGUUUGACAAAAAUCUGUUAAUGGUUGAAUAACAAAAGAAAAGAAGUAACACUCAAGUUUAAACGAUAAAA
Messenger RNA from Phlebotomus papatasi, 7826 nucleotides. It is a transcript of the gene CrebA, whose product is annotated as cyclic AMP response element-binding protein A. Gene Ontology annotation, biological process: regulation of transcription by RNA polymerase II. Gene Ontology annotation, molecular function: cAMP response element binding; DNA-binding transcription factor activity, RNA polymerase II-specific. The record is from RefSeq and is a predicted model, not a curated record. Bases 828 to 2141 code for a protein of 437 amino acids. Lineage: Eukaryota; Metazoa; Arthropoda; Insecta; Diptera; Psychodidae. The transcript is spliced from 6 exons.